CUUGGGUGAUCAACAUUUCCAAUAAUUCCUCCCCAUCGGCUUUAUAUACCUUAAUUCACCACCCUUAUUCUCACCGAUUUCAUCAUGCGCCCAUUCACCUCUUUCCCGCGGGGCCUCCGCGCCGUUUAUAGCUCUCUUCCCCCCCGAACUGCUAUCGCGCGCUCUAUAUCAAGACCUUUUUCACAACUGAUCGGCCGCUCUACAUGGCCAUCUCCUGUACUUUACUGGUCAUCUGUUCAAAUCUCUCUACCAGCUUCUACUCCACUCCGCCACAACUCCAGCUCCGCAAGACCCCUCACAGAUCAGGCCGCUGACGCCGCCAGAGAUGCGGAGAAUGAAGAACAGAACAGAAAACGCCGAGAACAAGAACCAGCCUACCAGAUCACCUUCACCUGCAAGCCGUGCGGGGAACGUUCUUCUCACCGUAUGUCUAAACAGGGUUAUCACCGUGGAACGGUCGUGAUCCGUUGUCCGUCCUGCAAGAACCGUCAUAUCAUUAGUGAUCACCUCAAUAUCUUCUACGACAAGAAGAUGACAUUGGAAGAUAUCCUAGCUGAGCAGGGAGGGAAGUUGAAGCGGGGUUAUGUGGAGGGCGAUAUGGAGUUCUGGGAUGAUGGAUCGGUGAACCCAAAAGACGGCCAGGAGACGAAACCAGAUCAAGGACAGUUGCCAUAAUUUAUCUGUUCCGGUUUCUGACUUGAUUUUGAUUAAUGAUACAAGACAAAGACUGUUUGGUGAAUGUGUUGAAUUUGAAGGGUUGCGCUACAGCCUAAAAGUCUGCAUAGAGUCGCGGGUUCCAAAGAGAUUCGGGCAUAAAGGCGUUAUGGGUUGUCCCUUUUAGAUACCUCUGAGACA
Molecule: messenger RNA, 855 nt
Organism: Aspergillus alliaceus
Lineage: Eukaryota; Fungi; Ascomycota; Eurotiomycetes; Eurotiales; Aspergillaceae
Product: DNL-type zinc finger protein
Exons: 1
Coding region: 85-675 (196 amino acids)
Biological process (GO): protein stabilization; protein folding; protein import into mitochondrial matrix
Cellular component (GO): mitochondrion
Molecular function (GO): protein-folding chaperone binding; zinc ion binding
Source: RefSeq, a predicted model, not a curated record